Ornithorhynchus anatinus (platypus) is the source of this 927-nucleotide messenger RNA. Its product is annotated as olfactory receptor class A-like protein 1. Gene Ontology annotation, biological process: G protein-coupled receptor signaling pathway. Gene Ontology annotation, cellular component: membrane. Gene Ontology annotation, molecular function: pheromone receptor activity. The record is from RefSeq and is a predicted model, not a curated record. The transcript has a single exon. The coding region runs from base 1 to 927 and encodes 308 amino acids. NCBI's taxonomy places the organism in Eukaryota, Metazoa, Chordata, Mammalia, Monotremata, Ornithorhynchidae.
AUGGGCGACGCUCGGCUCUCCUUUGGGAUUGUGAUGCUGUUACAGACCGGCACCGGGCUUUCCGUGAAUGCCUUCCUCCUCCUGUUUUAUGCCCGCGUAUUCUCCACCAGCCACAGGCUCAGCUCCUCUGACCUGAUCCAAGCCCAACUGCCCUUGGCCAACAUCAUCAUCCUCCUCACGGGGGCCGUCCCAGACACCCUGUCAUUCUGGGAGUUGAGAAUUUUCCUGGACGACGUUCUAUGCAAACUAACCAUGUAUCUCUAUCGAGUGGCCCGGGGCCUUGCCAUCUGCACCGUCUGCCUCCUGAGUGUCUUUCAGGCCAUCACCAUCAGCCCCAGCACUGCCCGGUGGGCCCGGUACAAAGCCAAAUUGCCGAGGUGCUUCCUCCCUGCCUCUAUCUUCUCCUGGGUCCUCAAUCUACUGAUAAAUGGUGGUACACCUAUGUGCACAACAGGCCCCGCAAAUACCACUUUUCAUUCCACUUAUGAUCUUAAGUAUUGUACGUUGGCUCCUGUCAGUACAGCAUUCAUGUUGGUGAAUACCAUUCUGUACUCUGCCUCGGAUCUGUCCUUGGUCGGGCUCAUGAGCUUGGCCAGCGGUUACAUGGUGCUUGUCCUGCACAGGCACCACCGGCGGGUCCGGCACCUCCACGGACCCGACCGCUCCCCCGGGGCGAUGCCCGAGGUCCGAGCGGCCAAGAGAGUCGUCGCGCUGGCCACCCUCUUUGUCCUCCUCUAUGGGCGACAGUCAGUUAUGUUGAGCAUUUUGCUGAACGUGAAAGGAUACUCAGUUAGUCUGUUAAAAAGUCACCUGAUUUUGUCGUUCGCCUUCUCGGUUUUCAGUCCGUUCCUGAUGAUUUGCAGUGACCAGAGAGUGAGAUCAUUCUGGAAAAGGGAAUCAAUUAUUUCCAACCUGGAUCCCUCCUAG